Messenger RNA from Staurois parvus, 2790 nucleotides. The record is from the annotation of a GenBank genome assembly. Lineage: Eukaryota; Metazoa; Chordata; Amphibia; Anura; Ranidae.
CUGCAGGCGGUUUUGCCCUGGUCUUCCUGGUUCGCACCAGCAAUGGGAUGCGGCGUGCUCUGAAACGCAUGUAUGUGAAUAAUGAACAUGACCUCCAGGUUUGCAAGCGGGAGAUACAAAUCAUGAGGGAUCUCUCUGGGCACAAGAACAUCGUCGGGUACAUAGAUUCCAGUAUUAAUUCUGUGAGCAGUGGAGAUGUUUGGGAGGUGCUUAUACUUAUGGAUUACUGUAGAGGGGGGCAAGUUGUAAAUCUGAUGAACCAGCGUCUGCAGACUGGGUUUACUGAGGCCGAGGUCUUACAGAUCUUCUGUGACACAUGUGAAGCAGUGGCUCGCCUCCACCAGUGCAAGACUGCCAUCAUUCACCGAGAUCUCAAGGUUGAAAAUAUCCUACUUCAUGACCGUGGUCACUACGUCCUGUGCGACUUUGGAAGUGCAACAAAUAAAUGUCAAAACCCCCAGACUGAAGGUGUCACUGCUGUGGAGGAUGAAAUCAAAAAGUAUACCACACUUUCCUAUCGUGCCCCUGAGAUGGUGAAUCUUUACAGUGGCAAAGUCAUCACUGCCAAGGCGGAUAUCUGGGCCCUGGGAUGUCUACUUUACAAGCUGUGUUUCUUUACCCUUCCAUUUGGUGAGAGUCAGGUGUCAAUCUGUGAUGGGAAUUUCACAAUUCCAGACAACUCCCGGUACUCCCAUGAUAUGCAUUGCCUCAUCCGGUACAUGCUUGAGCCAGAUCCAGACAAGAGGCCGGACAUCUUCCUAGUAUCCUAUUUUGCCUUUAAGCUAACAAAGAAGGAAUGCCCUGUGCCCAAUGUGCAUGAUUCUGCUAUCCCUGCAAAACUCCCUGAACCAGUGAAAGCGGGAGAAGCUGCUGCUAAGAAAACCCAGCCGAAGGCCCGGCUCACUGAUCCGGUUCCAACAACUGAAACCUCCAUUGCACCUCGCCAGAGACCCAAAGCUGGUCAGACUCAACCGAACCCGGGGAUACUUCCAAUUCAGCCGGCUCUGACACCAAGGAAAAGGCCUACUGUUCAGCCUGCUGCUGCCACCCCUGGUCCAGCAGGAAGCAUUCAGCCCACAGCCCCUCCUGCAGUUCAGCCUGCUGUAAAACCAGUGGCUCAGCCCCAACAGCAGGUGAAGCCUGCUCAGCCUUCCCCACAGCCUAAUGCCACAGUGACCACCACAGCCCAAACUGCAGCAGCUCUGCAGACCCCAGCAGCACAGGCGGCUCAGCCUGCACCUCUUCCACAGCAACAACAACAGCAGCAGCAAAUGUAUCUAAAGCAGCAGCAACUUCUUCAACAACAACAGGCAGCAGCACUAUAUCAGCAACAGGUGCUGCAGGCGCAGCAGAUACAAGCCAUGCAGCAGCAGCAGAUGAUCCAGGCCUACUACCUUCAGCAGCAGCAGCAGCUGAUGGCCCAGCAGGCUGCGAUGCAACAGAAAGCUGCUCAGCAAGCUGUAAUGCAGACCCCCUUACCUGCUCAGCAAACUGUAAUGCAGACCCCCUUACCUGCUCAGCAAGCUGUAAUGCAGACCCCCUUACCUGCUCAGCAGGCUGUAAUGCAGACCCCCUUACCUGCUCAGCAGGCUGUAAUGCAGACCCCCUUACCUGCUCAGCCUCAACCGGUGCCAGCCACUGUGCAGGUGCCUGCUGCCCAGGACCAAGGGAUCCAAGCUCCUGUAAGGACUACCCAGAAAUCGCAGCCAGCGACAACACAGCCCAGUGCAGGGCCUAAAUUAGGGUCCCUUACUCCUCCUUCCUCUCCGAAGACCCAGCGUGGAGGACACAGGAGGAUACUGAGUGAUGUUACACACAGUGCUGUCUUUGGUGUUCCUGCUAGCAAAUCCACUCAGCUUCUCCAGGCUGCAGCUGCUGAAGCCAAUCUCAAUAAGUCAAAGUCGGCUACAACAACCCCCUCUGGCUCACCAAGGACUUCUCAGCAGAAUGUCCACAAUCCCCCGGAGCCUUCUGGCUGGAACCCUUUUGAUGAUGAUAACUUCUCAAAACUUACUGCUGAAGAACUUUUAAACAAGGACUUUGCUAAACUGGGAGAGAGUAAACCACCAGAGCAACUGAGCAGUUCAACGGAGGACCUCCUGUCAGGCUUUCCAGCCCCCCCUGCUGUGUCUCAAGCGGAUACCUUUGGUCCUUCUCUGUUUUCCAGUGGAACAGCUGCGGAUAAACCUGUAGAUGUUCAGGGUCAGGAUCCCAGCCCUCCAUUGCACAAAACGCCUGACCCAUUCUUACCUCUCCCUCUGUCUGAUGCUCCAGAAAAAAUUGAUUGAGGGUCUCAAAUCUCCAGAGCCCCAGCUUCUGCUUCCUCACCUUGUACAACUGGCAGAUCCCUUUGGGAGCACCUCCGAGGCUGUGAAUGGAAAAGCUGAACCGGUGGUGGAGAGCCUCAUUCCAGGGCUUGAGCCUCCUAUGCCCCAGCGCCUCUCAUCCCAGGCUGACUCCAUUGCUUCAAAUCGUACAGACUCUCUCACUGGGGAGGACUCUCUUCUUGACUACUCUAUUUUAUCUAACCCUGCGGCUGACCUUCUUGAUGAGUUUGCCCCUGUAACUCUUUCUGCUCCAACAUCUGCAGACGAUACUAACCUCCUAACUGGCUUUGAUAUCCCGGAUGAUACAGAAAAAACAGCUGAUGAUGAGUUUGAUCCUAUUCCUGUACUGGUAUCCAAAAAUUCCCAAGGUCCUCACUCUAAUAACAGCAGUGGGAACUCAGAGUCCAGCCUACCAAACAUGUCCAGGUCUCUACUACUGGUGGAUCAACUCAUAGACUUGUAA